Penaeus vannamei (Pacific white shrimp) is the source of this 1113-nucleotide messenger RNA. Lineage: Eukaryota; Metazoa; Arthropoda; Malacostraca; Decapoda; Penaeidae. The record is from RefSeq and is a predicted model, not a curated record.
AUGGACAUGAGUGGCGUGGAGGCGGAGGGCAUGGCCGAGGAGGAGGCCUACUGGUGGCUGCAGACGACCGACUACCCGUGGGACAACACCUCGUGCGAUGCCCUCACGUGCGGCAACGCGUCGGCCCUCGCGAACGCCUCGCAGCGCGUGUCGGCGCCGCAGCUGCACGCCAUAGACCGCAUCCAGUUCUGGGUGACGCCGGCGCUGGUGGCGUUCGGGUGCCUGGGCAACGUGGUGAGCGUGUGGGUGUUCCACUCGACCAAGCUGCGCACGCUGAGCUCGUCGUGCUACCUGGCCGCCCUCGCCGCCUCCGACACGGCCUUCCUGCUCACGCUGUUCCUGGUGUGGCUGUCCAUGGUGGGCUACGACCUGCUCAACCAGCCCGGCUGGUGCCAGGCCAUCAACUACGCCAUCUACGUCAGCACCUUCCUCAGCGUGUGGCUCGUCGUCGCCUUCACCGUCGAGAGGUUCAUCGCCGUGUGCUACCCGCUGCUGCGGGCGGCGGUGUGCACGGUGCGCCGCGCCCGCCUCGUCAUCCUGCUGCUGACGCUGGCCGCCCUGCUGCUCUACUCGUACCUGCUGGUGGCGGCGGCGCCCGGCGUGCACACCGUGGCGCGCCGCACCAUCUGCAAGCUGCGCGACGAGUACGUGGCGCUGGCCACCGCCAUGAAUUACGUGGACACGGUGCUCACGCUGCUGCUGCCCGUCGCCACCGUGGUCACGCUCAACGUGCGCAUCGCGCGCUGCGUGUGGCACGUCGAGCGCCUCAGGCACUCCAUGACGCUGGCGCACGCCCCACACACGCCCGCCGCCAGCCUGUGCCCCGGCGGGCGGGGCAGCCAGCCGCCCAGGGUCAGGUCGCAGAACAAAGUCACCAAGAUGCUGCUCAUCAUCUCCACCGUGUUCAUCCUGCUGAACCUGCCCUCGUACGUCAUGCGCGCCUACAUCUUCUUCUGGCGUAACUCUUUCGGCUUCGAACACGUCCCAAACACGUCCCUAACACGCCUCAUGGGAGUCAUCGUGGAGAGGAUAUAUGCUCGACAAUCGUUCAGAUCAGAUCCACCAUCCAUCACCUCCACAGGGCCUUCUUUCUCCACUCACCAGCACUCCUAA